AUGAACAAACAAGCAAGACAACAACAGACUAGUAUUAAUAGUAGUAGUAGUAGUAGUUAUAUAUCAUACUAUAUUUAUAAUAAUAAUACUUUUACAACAACAACAACAUCUUCACGACGAUCAUCACCAACAACAUUAUCAUCUGAUCAAUAUCUAAGAUACUCUAAGAUGGAUCCAUCAUCUCUAUCCAAUCCACAAGAUGCCAAGGUCAACUCACUUCACUUGGUUUUAGACGUUGAGUUUGCUACCUCACGUCUUGUAGGUUAUGUCGACGUUCGUUCAGUUCUUCAAUCAGACUCUGUUUCAACUUUAAUCCUCGAUUCAAACAAUCUUGAAAUCUCAAAGGUUACUGAUCUUGAGAACAACCCAAUCAAUCUUGGAGCUGUUCACUCAAUCUUUGGUACACCAGUUGAAAUUGAAAUUGCUGAAGGACAACGUGGAAAGAACAAAGAGUUUAAUGCUCGUGUCUACUACAAUACCACUCCUUCCUCUGUUGCUCUUCAAUGGUUAAAGCCAGAACAAACUGCUGGUAAGAAGCACCCAUACUUGUUCUCUCAAUGUCAAGCAAUUCAUGCAAGAUCAUUAGUACCAUGUCAAGAUAGUCCAAGUAACAAGGUUACCUAUUCAGCUCAAAUUACAGUUGAUUCACCAUUGACUGCUUUGAUGUCUGCCUUGUCAACUGGUAAAAAGGAGAAUGGAGACAAGACAGUUUUCACCUUUGAACAAGAUAUUGUCAUUCCAACCUACUUGAUUGCCAUCGUUGUUGGUAACUUGGACUCUAGAAAGAUUGGUCCACGUUCACAUGUAUGGUCCGAGCCAGAGACAGUUGCAGCCGGUGAGUUUGAAUUUGCCAACACUGAAAAGUUUAUCGCUGCCGGUGAAUCGAUCCUCACCCCAUACAUUUGGAAGAAAUACGAUGUCCUCUUAUUGCCACCAUCGUUCCCAUACGGAGGUAUGGAGAACCCAAUGUUGACAUUUGUCACCCCCACUUUGAUUGCCGGUGAUCGUUCACUCGAGAAUGUCGUUGCUCACGAGAUUGCCCAUUCGUGGUGCGGUAACUUGGUCACCAACAAGUAUUGGUCCGAAUUUUUCUUGAACGAGUCGUUUACCGUCUUGUUGGAACGUAAGAUCAUUGAACGUUUGACCAACAAUGAAAUGUUCCAAUUUGAAAGUAUCAAUGGUUUCAAGCACUUGCAAGACGACAUUGACACUUUUGGUCAUGAUAACCCCUUGACUGCCCUCCGUCCAAACCUCGACGGUAUCGAUCCAGACGAUGCCUUUUCCUCGGUGCCAUACGAAAAGGGUUUCAACCUCCUCUGCUACCUCGAAACAUUGGUUGGCGUCAAAGACUUUGAAGCUUGGCUCAAGGCUUACAUCACCAAGUUUGCCUACCAAUCCAUCACUGCCCAACAAAUGAAGGACUUUUUCGUCGAAUACUUUGAACAACUCGGCAAAAAGGAUGCCAUCGCCGUCGUCGAUUGGGAAACCUGGUUCAACGCUCCAGGUCUUCCACACACUUGUUGCAAAUUCGAAUCAAAACUUGCCGAUACUGCAAAGGAACUCGCUAAAAAGUGGAUCUCUACCAAAGGUGAAGGUUUCAACAAUGAUUCUGAAUUUAAACAAUUUAAUUCUGCUCAAAUUAUUUUAUUCUUGGAUACAUUAAUUACAGAGACUGAAAAGGAGAAAUUAUCAGUUGAUGUUUUGGAAAAGAUUGAUAAUCUUUACAAGUUGAGUGAAACCAAAAACUCUGAAUACAAAAACAAGUGGUACACUUUGUGUCUUCGUCAUGGCAUUCAAAAGAUUGAACCAUUGGUUGUCAAGUUUGUCACUAGCCAAGGUAGAAUGAAAUUCACUCGUCCACUUUACAGAGAACUAUUCAAGGUUAACAAGGAUUUGGCUCAAUCCACUUUCAAGACUCAUCGUCAUUUCUAUCAUUCCAUUUGUAGUAAAAUGGUUGCAAAGGAUUUGGCUCUUGAAUAA
Molecule: messenger RNA, 1980 nt
Organism: Cavenderia fasciculata
Lineage: Eukaryota; Evosea; Eumycetozoa; Acytosteliales; Cavenderiaceae
Gene: lkhA
Product: leukotriene A4 hydrolase
Exons: 5
Coding region: 1-1980 (659 amino acids)
Biological process (GO): proteolysis
Cellular component (GO): cytosol
Molecular function (GO): zinc ion binding; metallopeptidase activity
Source: RefSeq, a predicted model, not a curated record